AUGGCGUUGGCGAUCGCGCGCGCGCGGACGUCCACGCGCGGCGUGAGCGCCGCGCAAGCGCGCGUGCGGACGCGAAGCACGCCGACGACGUCUUCGAGGCGGUUGCACGUGACGCGAAGCGCGGCGGACGCGAAGAGCGCGAGCGCGGAGGCGACGAUCGAGAUCGACACGACGAGCGAAGACGCGUACACGGUGAUCAGGAUCAACGACGCGCCAAAUAAGCCGGGGACGCUGCGAGUGAUCACCACGGCGCUCGCAGAUCUUGGGUUGAACAUCGAGAAGGCGAUCGUGGACAGCGCGAAGGAUGAUUUGGUGAGCGAUAUCUUUCACGUGACGGACUCGAGUGGGAGCAAGGUGACGGAUGCGGAGGACGUGGAGAACAUCAAGGUGUGCCUGUCGAUGAUCCUGCGAGCGCACUUCUCGAACGUGAGCGAUGUGGCGAGACCGGACGCCGAGAUCUCGAGUGCGCCGCAGGGUUCGGCGCAGCGAAGGCAACACGAUUUGCUCUACUCUCUCAUGGACCGAUAUCUGCGCAACGACGUGAUGAGCGUUCAGGAGUCCAUCGUGAAUCACGUCGAGUACACGAUGGCGAGAAAUAGGUAUCACUUUGAUGACUUUGAGGCGUACAACGCGGCCGCUUUCUCGGUGCGCGAUCGCCUGAUUGAGAGCUGGAACGACACACAGCAACACUUUCGAGACAAGAGUCCUAAACGUGUGUACUACCUCUCCAUGGAGUUUUUGAUGGGUAGAUCGUUCUUGAACUCCCUUUACAACUUGGACAUCAAGCCACAGUUUACGGAGGCGCUGCACCAACUCGGCUACGACAUGGAGAAUCUCGUCGACAAGGAGCGCGACGCCGCGCUUGGGAAUGGCGGACUCGGUCGAUUGGCGUCAUGCUUCCUGGAUUCCAUGGCCACUCAGGACCUUCCGGCGUGGGGAUACGGGAUUCGCUACCAGUACGGCAUGUUCCGUCAAACAGUCACGGAUGGUUUCCAACACGAGCACCCCGAUUAUUGGCUCAACUUUGGAAACCCGUGGGAGAUCGAACGUCCAUAUAUUUCGUACCCAGUGAAAUUUUACGGAGGCAUCAGAGAAUACGAAAUCGACGGCGUCAAGAUGUACGAAUGGCUCGCUAACGAAGAAAUCAGCGCGGUGGCGUACGAUAAUCCCAUUCCGGGAUGGGACACGCCGACGACGAUCAACCUAAGACUUUGGAGCGCUAAGCCGUCAAAGGAAUUUGAUUUGGAGUCGUUCAACACGGGCGACUACGUGCAAGCCAUCUUAUCCAAGCAACGUGCGGAAACUAUCUCAUCGGUGCUUUACCCUGAUGACCGCACGUACCAAGGUAAGGAGCUUCGCCUGAAGCAACAGUACUUCAUGGUGUCUGCCACGCUCCAGGACAUCAUCCGCCGUUACCUGGUAAACCACCAAACGUUUGACCAGUUUCCCGACCAAGUUGCGAUUCAGUUGAACGACACGCAUCCUUCGCUUGGUAUCCCCGAGUUGAUGCGGCUUUUCCUGGACGAACACAAACUUGGCUGGACUAAGGCAUGGGAUAUCACCUCGAAGGUUUUUAGCGUCACCAAUCACACCGUGCUCGCCGAAACUUUAGAGAAGUGGCCUGUCGACUUGAUGGAGAAGGUGUUGCCGCGCCACAUGAUGAUCAUUUACGACAUCAACUGGAGGUUUAUCCAAGAGCUCGCGGCGACGAUCGGUGAAGAUUAUACGCGCAUUGGGCGCAUGAGCAUCAUCGAAGAGGCCCCAGACACUAAGUACGUGCGCAUGGCGCACCUUGCGCUCGUGGCAUGUCACACCGUGAAUGGCGUCGCUGAAAUCCACAGUGAACUUCUCAAGAGUCGAAUAUUUGCGGACUUCUACAACAUCAUGCCAGAAAAGUUCCAAAAUAAAACGAACGGCGUCACGCAGCGUCGCUGGCUAGCGUUUAGCAAUCCAGAGCUUCGUGAUUUGAUCUCAAGCAAACUCGGAGGCGAUGCCUGGAUUCGCGAGCUUGAGUCGCUCCAUGAGUUGGAAAAGUACGCAGACAACGCGGAGUUUCAAGCGCAGUGGCGCGCCAUCAAGACAAACAAUAAGAAAAAGUUGGCGAAAUACAUCGAGGAGAAGACUGGGACCGUCGUUAACCCGAAUGCUUUGUUCGACAUUCAAGUGAAGCGAAUUCACGAGUACAAGCGACAGUUGCUCAACGUCUUUUACGUUAUCCACAAGUAUAAGCAGAUUAAGGCCGCGACGUUAGAGGAGCGCAAAGAUUUCGUGCCGCGCGUCGUUUUGAUCGGUGGUAAAGCUGCACCGGGCUACGAUAUGGCCAAGCGCAUCAUCAAGCUUGUGUGCUCUGUCGGAGACGUUGUGAACAACGACCCAGAUGUCGGCGACUUGCUCAAGAUUGUGUUCGUUCCAGAUUACAACGUGAGCAGCGCCGAAACGAUCGUGCCCGCGGCGGAGUUAUCGCAGCACAUUUCCACGGCCGGCACCGAGGCUUCCGGCACGUCCAACAUGAAGUUUGCCAUGAACGGCUGCCUAAUCAUAGGUACGAUGGACGGAUCCAAUGUUGAGAUUGCGGAGGAGAUAGGCAAGGAGAACAUGUUUAUCUUCGGAUCUAGCGCCGCGGACGUUCCGAUCUUGCGCGCUGAGCGCGCGAGAUUCAAAACACCUCAGGAGUUCGACGCCAUCGUCGAAUCUAUUCGCGAAGGUGCGUUCGGCUGGGCCGACUACUUUGCGCCGCUGUGCGACGCCGUGCACGGAGGCGCCGAUUACUACUUGCUCGCGAACGAUUUCGAGGACUACUGCCGAGCGCAGAGUCUCGUGGACGAAACGUACAAGGAUGAAGCAAAAUGGACGAAAAUGAGCAUAAAAUCCACGGCACGAUCCGGCAAGUUCAGUAGCGAUAGAACCAUUCGAGAGUACGCCAAGGACAUCUGGGGCAUCGAGCCAUGCCGAAGAGUCGACCCAGGUAACCCCCGAUGA
Molecule: messenger RNA, 2979 nt
Organism: Ostreococcus tauri
Lineage: Eukaryota; Viridiplantae; Chlorophyta; Mamiellophyceae; Mamiellales; Bathycoccaceae
Product: Glycosyl transferase, family 35
Exons: 1
Coding region: 1-2979 (992 amino acids)
Biological process (GO): glycogen catabolic process
Cellular component (GO): cytoplasm
Molecular function (GO): glycogen phosphorylase activity; pyridoxal phosphate binding
Source: RefSeq, a predicted model, not a curated record